CUCGUCCUUGGCAGGGAUCCCCAUGGCACCCAACUCCCAGGUCCCCCGAGGCGCUUUCUAGAGGUGUUGGCUUUCCUCAGAGUCGUCUCUGCGUCAGUAUCUCGCCGUGCCCGCGCCCAAAUCUGUCCUCUGGGGGCCGACCGGUGCCUCUCUAAGCCUUCCCUUGGCCCCCUCCCUGCCCCGCGAUUAAAGGCGCCUUCUGCAUCUGGCGUUGCAGUACUGUCUGUCGGAACAGUCCGUCUUGUCGCCUCCGUCGAGGAACCGUGGCUUAAAAGAAACGCUUACCGACACCUCCCUUUUCUGCGUGUGAGCGCAGACCGGCAGGAGCAAAUCCAUAAGGCGCAGCUUCCCCAUCACUCAGUCUGCUAGCCUUUUACCUGUUGAAACUGUUACACAGGAGGUAACCAAUUAAAAGGAAAAAGAAGCUGAGAUGUUGGCUUGACUGAAGAUGGCUUGUAUUACACUUGAAGAACUAAAUGAAAUGGAUUAUGAGGUCCAGGAUGAAGAACAAGAACAAGAUGAAACGGAACAAAAUAGGCUGUUUUCUCUGUGGGAAACAGUAGCCAACACUCAUCAAGUGAUGCUUCCUCAAGACAUGGCAGGUCCAAUAGUGCAGAUUACUCGCCAUAGCCACAUGCGAGAGCCUGUGCCCUACACUAUUUUAUCACAGCAUGAGAAAUGUGAGGAAACAACAUAUGAGGAACGUCUAUACCCAGCUGGAAAAUGGGCAUGCAUCACCAAAGGAGAACCCAAGUAUGAGCAGAGCAUGUCAAUGGGUUUCAUGAAACUUAUAAGAUAUAUCUGCAAAGAGAAUUCUCUAGGUCGGCACCUGGGAAUGACAGUGCCAGUGAUCAGUGAGAUCCACCUGAAUAAGGAGGGUACUGAAUUGGUCCAAAAAGUCAUCACUGCUUAUUAUCUUCCUCAGGAAUUUCAGCUUAAUCCUCCUUUCCCCAUGGACCCAGAAAUCCAAAUCCUAGAAAGAUCACCACUUCAGGUUAUCACCAGGGAGUUUUAUGGGCCAGCUACUGAGGAGACCAUCCUGCAAGAGAUUCACUUUCUUUGGGAGUUAUUGGGCUCUACAGAUAAAGUGCUCCAUGAAACAUACUUGGUGGCUGCAUACCAGAACCCUAGUGUACCCAAUCGUUGCAAUGAGAUAUGGUUUAUCCGGGGAACAGACUGAAAGCAUCAUGAAUUUCUGACAAGAUUAUAAUCCACUGAAUCCAGUUUAGAUGGCAGUUCUAGCCUGAAGGAGAUGAAUGCACUUCCCAACGUAUUCUAGGACUGAUGACCCACUCCUUUUCUUUGGGGACACUAAGAAGCUGGGUUCCGUCCUGUGAUUUCAGAAUUAAGAGAAAAACAAGAACAUGGAAAGGUAGUAUGGCUUUCUAAUGUCCCCUGAUGGAGUUGGCACUGGAAGAACCUGUGGAUAUCUGUUUCAGUGACAUUGACAUUUGUCCAUGCACAGUUGAGUUAAAAUGCAUCAGGAAUUGUAACUCUUCAGCAAUCCACUUCUGGUAUUUUAAAGGUCCUGAAUUCACCUGGAAAUGAAUUUGAAGUGCCAGUCUGUAGCUGGAUGGGACACAGGUCAUAGCUUUAGUUACUUCGAGAGAGAGAAUUUCAUUUCUGUGCAAGAGGCCAUCCCUUUUAGCCAUGUAUAUGAGAUGCUUCUAGUCAGCUCUGUUCCUUCAUGGUGACAUGGAGUAACUUCUGAGUUAAUCUGAGUAUAUUCUAGAAAACCCUUGCCAGGGACAAUGGCCUUGAAGGAGAUCAGGAAAAUCCACUUUCGUAGCAUACGUACCCUCCUUUUUUCAUAAGAGCGGUAUCACCUGUCCCUCUGGGACCUAUCCCCCAACUGGAUUUGUAUCUAUGGAUGCUUCCAGACUGUUGACUACCACUUUCAUCUUUCCCUCCUUAAUAGAUGUUUUUCUAGUAAGAAAAAUAAAUGGAGGCAACAGUGGAAAAAUAUAGGACACUUAUCAAUGGAAAAUGGGAUUAUAUGGACUCCUUUUUAUUCUCUUAAUGAAGCAAGGUAAUUGCACAAUAAAAGCCUUAUCUAGAAGCAUCCCAUCUUUUCUUGAUCAAGCAGGCCUAUGGCACAGUAUUCAUUGAGUGAGCCAUAUAUUUGCAAGUUAUAAUUGGCAGCAUUGUUGCAUUGUGCGUUGGUUGGUUGGUUUCAUGGUCAAGAAAUUGCUGUCUUCUCUGAAGCAGGAUGAUGGCACAGAGCAAAUGUGAAAUAAAAUCUAGCUCAAACCUC
Molecule: messenger RNA, 2254 nt
Organism: Candoia aspera
Lineage: Eukaryota; Metazoa; Chordata; Lepidosauria; Squamata; Candoiidae
Product: heme-binding protein 1-like
Exons: 6
Coding region: 449-1180 (243 amino acids)
Molecular function (GO): heme binding
Source: RefSeq, a predicted model, not a curated record